Messenger RNA from Drosophila innubila, 813 nucleotides. Its product is annotated as peroxiredoxin-6-like. The coding region runs from base 57 to 719 and encodes 220 amino acids. The record is from RefSeq and is a predicted model, not a curated record. The transcript is spliced from 4 exons. Gene Ontology annotation, biological process: cellular oxidant detoxification; cell redox homeostasis. Gene Ontology annotation, cellular component: cytosol; mitochondrion. Gene Ontology annotation, molecular function: peroxiredoxin activity. Lineage: Eukaryota; Metazoa; Arthropoda; Insecta; Diptera; Drosophilidae.
AUUCUCCUCUCAGUUUCUCAUUUCCAAAGAAGAAGAAGCAGAAGUAAGACGUCAAGAUGCGUUUGGGCCAAACUAUUCCCAACUUUACAGCCGACACCACCAAGGGGCCGAUCAAGUUCCACGAAUGGCAGGGCAACCAGUGGGUGGUGCUGUUCUCUCACCCCGCUGACUUUACGCCCGUGUGCACCACGGAGCUGGGGAGGAUUGCGGUGCAUCAGCCGGAGUUUGCCAAGCGGAAUACCAAGUGUUUGGCGCACUCGGUGGAUGCUCUGAACUCGCAUGUGGACUGGGUGAAUGACAUCAAGUCGUACUGCCUGGACAUUCCCGGCGACUUUCCGUAUCCCAUAAUUGCCGAUCCCACACGUGACUUGGCCGUAUCCCUGGGCAUGCUGGACGAGGAGCAGAAGAAGGAUCCAGAAGUGGGCAAGACAAUUCGCGCUCUCUUCAUCAUCAGUCCCGAUCACAAGGUCCGUCUGUCCAUGUUCUAUCCCAUGUCAACUGGUCGCAAUGUCGAUGAGAUCCUUCGCACACUUGACUCCCUGCAACUUGUGGAUCGUGUCAAGGUGAUUGCCACACCUGCCAACUGGACUCCAGGCACUAAAGUCAUGAUUCUGCCCACUGUCAGCGACGAGGAGGCCAACAAGCUGUUCCCCAAGGGCUUUGACAAGGUAUCGAUGCCAUCAGGUGUCAACUAUGUGCGCACCACUGAGAACUAUUGAUAGAUUUGUAACCUUGUUAAACUUCCUAGAAUUAAGAAAAUACUUUCCAAAUAUUCGAAUGUGCCGUAUAAAUUGAAAGACAAAGAAAAAUAUU